AUGACGACUAACUAUUUGGUGCCAAACACUAAACCGAUUAAUGGAAAUGUGUUUCAUUCAUUCGAAAAGAUAAAUGAAAUAUUUGCAAAGAAUGACGGUAGAAGAUAUUAUAGAGAACUUGAAAGUUCAUGCUAUGACUCUGAUACUCCAUAUUUUGAUGAUAAACAAACUCAUUUAAGAAUUACAAAUCCGGCUCAUGAUGUGAACCAAUUAGGUGACACAUAUAUUAAACGCAAAGUUAAAGCAACUCUAGUUUCAAAUAAAGCUUUCACAUGUGAUGCCGCUUUUAAAUGCAUGCGUUUAUUCGUUGGUUACAAAUCAUCAAAUCAAAGCUUUAAACAAUUAGAAGUAGAAACCGAAAGAGGUGAUGCCGGUUAUCUUCAGAUGGAUUGCGCCCGUGAAUCUUUCGCAUUUGCAACAUAUAAACCGAAAUCAGAAAGGAAAGUUAAAAAGUUUGUUCAUUCGUUAUAUAAUAAUGUUCAAAAAUAUGAUAACUCAGUAUGUGGAAAAUAUAUUGACCCUUCAGAAGUUUUCAAGAGAGCAAAUGAAGAAGUUGAUAUCACUUUUGAUAUGAUUAUUCCGGUAAAUGAUUUGUUAGCAUUUCAGGUGUUCGAUGAUUAUCCUAAAUCAUUUGGUGAUAUCAUUCUUAAAUAUUAUGUUUUCAGGGAUACUUUAGUAUUUUGUCAGGUUGACCCGUUAAGAGUUGCUGAUUUACAAAAUUACGUUUAUGAAAAGAUAACUGAUGAAAAUUAUGAAAAGAUUAUGAAUCAUGUUUAUAAAUAUGAUCGCAAAUUCCAACAAAUCGGACUUCCUACCAAAUUAAUUACAAGCUUAGCCGCUACAUCUGCUGACGCAACAGUUGAUGAC
Trichomonas vaginalis G3 is the source of this 867-nucleotide messenger RNA. RefSeq lists its product as uncharacterized. The record is from RefSeq and is a predicted model, not a curated record. The transcript has a single exon. The annotation marks the transcript as partial. Lineage: Eukaryota; Parabasalia; Trichomonadida; Trichomonadidae.